Messenger RNA from Penaeus chinensis, 3384 nucleotides. RefSeq names its product E3 ubiquitin-protein ligase Mdm2-like. The coding region runs from base 132 to 2195 and encodes 687 amino acids. The transcript is spliced from 7 exons. The record is from RefSeq and is a predicted model, not a curated record. Gene Ontology annotation, cellular component: nucleus. Gene Ontology annotation, biological process: regulation of cell cycle; negative regulation of apoptotic process. NCBI's taxonomy places the organism in Eukaryota, Metazoa, Arthropoda, Malacostraca, Decapoda, Penaeidae.
CCUGAUGUAAACAAAGCGGCGGAGGGUGACCAAAGGGUGACCUCGAGACACACUUUCUACACUCUUUUCCUUCACUCUAAGACGCGUUGUGAGGUGUGAGACUUGAUUUGCUACAAUGUAAGGCUUCAGAGAUGCCCCCUGACUUGCCUGAGGCAACGAGCCUCUCCUCGGUGGUCACUAGUGUUUCCAGCAGAAGUGCCGGAGCUGGUGACCGAGAAGAUCCUGCAAAACAAGAAAAUGGAACGGAACACUCAAGCACUUCCAGCACCCCGACAAAUGUUGAAACUGGAGGUUCCCAGCCUCCCAGUGCAGCAGGUGGUGGCUGUAAAAUGUAUUAUAUCACACCUCAGCUCAGAGAUGCCUUUGCUUCUGUUGGAGCGGUGCAUAAACCAUACCAGUUUAAAGAGGUUCUGCAGUUGCUGAAGACUUAUCUUUAUAGUAAUCGCAGCUUAUUCGACCCACAAGAUAUUCACUAUGUUAAUUGUGGUGGUGAUUCCCUUGGGAAAGCUUUCGGAGUAAAUCGAUUUCACUUUAAUGAUGUAAGGACUCUGGUAGCUAAGAAUCUGAUUCCUGUGGAAUCAAGGUUCCAGACACAGCCUGUAAAUCAGGAACCGGCAUCAAAUGGAUCUUUAGAUCCGUCAAGUAAUAUCAAUAGUAAUAGUGUAAGGACACAAAAUACAGCAAAUGUAAAUAAUAAUGUAGAUACAACCAAUGACAAAACAGAGACAGGUGUUUCAGAAGCCCCUGUCAAUACAGUGAAUACCCAGAAUGGUGAAGCAAGUGCAGAACCCCAAACACUUCCUGGAUCAUCCAGAAGUAGUCAGAGAACCAUUUCAGGCAACAGAAGAUCCAAGAGUUUUGCUGGUGUGUACAAGUUCUGUAUCCCAGAAGUUCCUGACACAAAUUCAGAAUCAGAGACGGAUUAUAGUUGUCAAGGAUAUGAAACUGCAUACUGCCGGAACACAGAGUUUGAGGAGAGCAGCUCAGAAACAGACUGCUACAUCGACGAGUAUGAAAUUGCCUCUUUUGAUGAGCAAGACCAGAAACAGUCUGACGAGGGAGAUUCUGAUAUUGAGGAUGUAGAGGUGGCCGUGUUUGCUAUCCAUGCGCUCUGCCAGGAUGACUCCGAGCAGGGCUUCUGGGCAGACGACUCGCAGACCGAGAGCCAGUCAACAGACUCGGACCCGGAGCUUGUGGCGGAGAGGUGGAACUGCCUCAGCUGCGGCCUGCGCAACAAGCCCUUUGUGCGUUACUGCGGGAAGUGUUGGCAGCUAAGAAAGGACUGGCUCCCAGAACGAUCCAAGAAGAGAAAGAGAAGGAAACCGAGGCCCAAAAAGAAGGCUAAGAAAUUGAAAGAGCAGACUGAGGAGCAGAAGAAGAAGCAGGAACACUCAGCAGAAAAGCCCAGCCUGCCAGGGGAUGCAGCAGGCCCCUCCCACAAAAAGGAGGUGCUCCUAAUAUCUAGCACGCUGGAGACGCCACCCACGGGUUCACUGGAUCGUUACGGCUCCCAAGACUCUGGGAUAUUCAUGUCCCAGGAAAGUCUGAAUGAUUUCAGUAAUGAUUCUGCAGCUGCAAUUAAUGCGAAAACAGAGCCGGGAUCCACUGAGUUUGUCAAGCCGGAGGGGCGGUCCCCUUUAUCUCGGCAGUUGUCUCUCCCCAGCAGUUGUGACAAUGAGGACGGCAAGGUCAGGAGGAAAAGGAGGUCAUCCCUUUCCCUGGAAGUGGAAAUGCCUCCUUCCAAAGCCUCGAAAUCUUCCGACUGGCCAGGAAAAGAAGACAGCCAGAAUGAUGAGUCUGAUGCUCGGUCCGAAGAAUUCAUCAAGUUCUUGCAGUCGAGUGCAGGAAAGAAGUGCUUUUUACAGUUCCUGCAGUCGAAUUCUGGGAGGGAUUGGCUCAGGUCAGAUGGUAAAUUGUUCCAGUGGUCCCAGCCAGUACAAGAAACAUGCAUGGAAGCCCUUGGAACCAGCACCACUUCUAGCUUGUCUGGCAGAUGUUCACCCGAAACCAUAUCAGGGUUCUCCCUCUUGUGCUCCAUUUGCUGUUUACGUCCCAAAAAUGCAUCAAUUAUUCACGGUAGACUGUCGCACCAAGCCACCUGCUACCAGUGUGCCAGGCGCUUACAUGAUAGUGGUGGGCGAUGUCCUGUGUGCCGCCGAAAAAUACACAUGGUAUGUAAGCACAUCAUUGCAUGAGGUACAUUUUUGUAUAGUUCCAUGAUUGUGUAGAUAUGUAAAAUAAUUGUCUAGAGAAGAAGAGAGAGAAAAUUGUAUUCUUCUGUUUGAAUGAAUGGCUGGAUUUUUUUCUUUAUCUUUAUUAUUAUAUAAUUUUUGUUUUUAUUUGAUUUUAGUUUAUGUUGUUUCUGGUUUCUGUUUUACAUAUCUUGAUACCCACAAAAUGAGUAACUUCUAAAAACAUGAGUUUAUAUAACCAACCAUGCAUGUGGUAGAUAUUUUUUACUUAGAUAUGAAUGAUUAACCACUUUGAUGAGUUGGCAAGAACAGGCAUUUCCAACCUAGAGAAGCUAUCCACUCUAUAGGUCUUCCACAAAAGACAAAAAGUACCGUAUUUGACAGCUUACAUACUCUCUCUUGGACGAGCUUUGACUGUCGCUUCAUUUGCUCUUCCAGGUCUCCCCUUCUUACUUAAUUACAGUGUGCAGAACAUGUUUAAAAAUAGCCAUGUCUUGCAGUUUUAAAGUUUAGUUUCAGUGUUAAGUGGUUUUACACAUUACUUUAAUAAAAAAUAUGAGGAAGAGAUUUUUCCUGAUUAUUUAGUUUCAUUAGAUCAGUUUAUAUGUUGUUACAUUUAUGAUUUUCAAAGAUUAUUUUUUCCAGUGGUUGCUUUAUACUGCAUGAAAGCAGAGUUGUAAUCUGGUUUACAUUUUCAUUUGUUAUGAUUACAGGGCUGUACAUUUUUGUGUUUAUGAAUGGAUCAUGCAGAUAUAUAUUGUAUCAGUAGUAUAUUUAUAUUUGAAUCUUUCCAAAACUAAAUCAAAUAAUGAUGGAAGUAUGCAUUCUAGACAGAGUCGUAAGUAAUAUUCCUUUAUAAUCUUUAUAUCACGUGAUUGUUAUAAAAGUAGAGAUGUCAGUAUUAGGUGAAGAACAGGUAUAAACUUGCAUUUUGAAAGCUGAAAGCAUUGAGCAGUUAUUCUGUUGCAGUGGAGAGUAACUUCUGUUUGAAAGAUAUGACAUCAUCUCACUUCAGAGAGUUGUUACUUUUAUAUGAUGAGUUUUCUUUCACAGGAUGUGAAUGCUUUUGUAAAAUGUCGUAAAAUGGAGUCAUUAGUGGUAAGAUUCGUAAUUCCUAAUUUUUUUUUAACAAUAUAAGUGUGCUGUUUGACUUGUUUUGACCCACUGUAUAUAAUAAAGAUAUAGAUGUUAA